AUGACAAUCCUUUCAAUGCAAUAUGCAUAUAAUUUUAAUUUAUCAUUAUCCAAAAUGACAUCCUUCAAUAUAUUUUNAUUAUCAUCAUUUAAUUACUAUUAAAUUGAUGAGAAUGAUUUGAAAAUAGCUGAAGAUCUAUGCAUUAAUGGUAAUAUAAAUAUUUAUUUCUUUUUUAGGUUAGAAAUUAUAUUGGGAUUAGAAGUAUAAUGAAGCUUUAGAAUAAUUAGACAAGUCAAUUUUAAUAAAUCCUAAUAAUGAAGAAUCUUAAUGUUAUAAAGGUUUAAAUAAUGAUUUAAUUUUAAUAGGUGCAUGCUUAAGGAGAUUAGAUAAAUACGAGGAUGCAAUCACUUGGUUGGAAAAAGCAUUAGUUAAUGAUCCAAUACAUUUUUAUUCCUUAUGCAAUAAAGGUAGAUUUCAUUCUUGUUUCAAUAGGUGUAUGUUUAAGAAUGUUAGAUAAAUACGAGAAUGCAAUCACUUGUUUGGACAGAGCACUAGCUAUUGAUCCCAAACAUGUUUAUUCCUUAUGGAAUAAAGGUAAAUUUGGUCAUCGUUUUAUUAUUAGGUGUAUGUUUAAAGAUGUUAGAUAAAUACGAGGAUGCAAUCAUUUGGUUGGACAAAGCACUAGCUAUUGAUCCCAAACAUGUUGAUUCCAUAAGUAUCAAAGGUAGAUUUCAAUCAUCCUUAUAUCAAAAGGUGUAUGUUUACGGAUGUUAGAUAAAUAUGAAGAUUCAAUCACUUGGUUGGACAAAGCACUAGCUUUUGAUCCAAAAGAUGUUUUUUUUUUAAGUGAAAAAGGUUGUUUCAUCAUCCUUAUAUUAAUAGGUUAAUGUUUAAGAUUAAUGAAGUAAUAUGAUAAAUCUGAGAAGAUUCUCCAUUAAGCACUAUCGCUCAAUCCUAACCACAUAUUUAGUCUUGAUAGCCUUGGUAUGUGUUGAUUAAUAUUCAGGAAUUUGCUUAUAAGAUUAGCAGAAAUAUUAAGAAGCUUUGAUAUAUUAUGAAAGAAGUUUAAAGGUUUAAUCAAACAAUUUAUGGACCAAAAAUUAAAAGGGUAUUUGUAUUUUUCAAUCUAGAAAUUUGUGAACAGAAAUUGAAAAAAUGA
Paramecium octaurelia is the source of this 1099-nucleotide messenger RNA. NCBI's taxonomy places the organism in Eukaryota, Ciliophora, Oligohymenophorea, Peniculida, Parameciidae. The record is from the annotation of a GenBank genome assembly.